Molecule: messenger RNA, 807 nt
Organism: Exaiptasia diaphana
Lineage: Eukaryota; Metazoa; Cnidaria; Anthozoa; Actiniaria; Aiptasiidae
Product: protein arginine N-methyltransferase 7
Source: RefSeq, a predicted model, not a curated record
GUUUGAUUUUUGCCACAAUUCAAUCAAAUCCAACUGCCCAAACAUCUACUCCAUACCAGAUUGUAAAGAUUCGAAAGAAAAUAAGGUGGCUGAGUACUCUGUUGUUGCUAAGGCAACAAGCAGUGGUUUGGCGCACGGUGUAGUAAUGUGGUGGUCACUAGACAUGGACCUUGAUGGGGAUAUCACAUUGGAGACGGCACCAAAAUGGGCACACCCCGAAGGGGACCAAUGUCAGUGGAGAGAUCACUGGAUGCAAGCUGUUUAUUAUCUAAAACAGCCAUUAUCUGUUAAGCAAGGUCAGGAACUGAAAAUKUAUUGUUGUCAUGAUGAUUACAGUUUAUGGUUUGAUGUGCAGCAACAACAAAGCCCACAGGCUGCUGUAGAGCGUCCAGUUUGCACCUGUGGUGGUCACACGUCAUGGAGUCGGCACAGAUAUUGCAUGUUGAAUGACUCUACUCGAARUAAAACCAUAGAUAAAGCUCUUGCAAAGCUUGCUAACUCAGGAUGCUCUAGUGCAGUCUGUGUUAGUGAUGUCUCUUUAUUGCCUUUGUUUGCCACUAGUGUAGGAUUUAAAAAGGUAUGUGAAGCAAGGCUGCGCAUUUUAACUGCAUAGUCUGUAAUUAAAUCUCUUUCAGUUAUAGUUUGUUUUGUUUCUUUAUGCCAAUUACAUGACUGACAGUUAAAACUGCAACUUAUGGUUGCUCUUAUUAAGUUUGACCGAUGUUGCUUGCUCAUUAAGGGCCAUGAUCCACUAGCAUCCCUUUCUAGCUUUUGUUUAUGUUUAACAAUAAAGUAAAUGCAUCGCAA